ACUGUAUAAUGUAUGUAAUGUUAUUCCUCACAGAAUAAAAUAAAUAAAAUUAGAGAGCCACCGUUACCUCCACCGCCACCGCCCUCCUCCGCCGCGUGCUCCGCCGCAUCUCCUCCGCUAUCCGCAACUGGAGAUCCUCCUCCCGCCGCCGCCGCUUCUCCUCCGUCAUCCGCCUCCAGAUCCUCCUCCCUCCGCCUCUCCUCCUCCUCCACGCGCAGCUCCUCCUCCCCGUUUCUCGCCCAGUACAUCCCAUCCGAGCUCUCUCUGCUGCCUAAACGACGUAGUUUCAGGCUUUCAGCUCCUCAACCUCGCGCUUUUCUCACUUCUCUUCACUCCAAGACAAAUAUUGAUAUAUAGUACUGAUAAUACAGCGAGCAAUUCAAGCGCGGAAGCUCUCGGUCUGACACAUUUCAUUGGAUAAAGCUAGACCUAUUUUUCAAGUAUCUAUGCAUAAAACUCGGUAAAAGUACGGAUUCGAAGAGGAAAUUCCAAAAUGUAGCUAGACUGUUAAAAAGCGGAGAAGAAAAACGGUUGUAAUUUAAGCAAUUUUUGAAUUUAUUAUUUUUUUUUUCUAGGAAUUUAGUGUAAUUUGAUGUGAUUUAUAGUAUGAAGAAUUUGAACUGGUUUAAGCAAAUUGUGGCGAGCAAUGGGAAGCUGGAGAGGCGGCUGUCGCUGGGAGAGUACAAGCGAGCAGCGUCGUGGUCCAAGUAUCUGGUCUCCCCCGGCGCGGCGAUAAAGGAGGAAGGCGGCGAGGAGUGGAGCGCCGACAUGUCGCAGCUCUACAUAGGGAAUAAGUUCGCGUCGGGGCGCCAUAGUAGGAUUUACAGAGGGAUUUAUAAGCAGAGAGAUGUGGCGAUUAAGCUCAUUAGCCAGCCUGAGGAGGAUGGGGACUUAGCGGCGUUUCUCGAGAAGCAGUUCACCUCUGAGGUGGCGUUGUUGCUUCGCCUCAAACACCCCAAUAUCAUCACUUUUAUUGCGGCAUGUAAGAAACCCCCCGUAUUUUGCAUAAUCACUGAGUAUCUACCUGGAGGCUCCCUGAGAAAGUACCUCCAUCAGCAGGAGCCAUACUCGGUCCCUCUCAACCUAGUGCUGAAAUUGGCCCUUGACAUUGCACGUGGAAUGCAGUAUCUCCAUGCUCAAGGGAUACUUCACAGAGAUCUCAAAUCGGAAAAUCUACUGCUUGAUGAAGAUAUGUGUGUAAAAGUGGCUGAUUUUGGGAUAUCGUGCUUAGAAUCCCAGUGUGGUAGUGCAAAGGGGUUCACCGGCACUUACCGUUGGAUGGCACCAGAAAUGAUCAAGGAAAAACACCACACGAAAAAAGUUGAUGUUUACAGUUUCGGCAUCGUUCUCUGGGAGCUAUUAACUGCAUUAACACCAUUUGACAACAUGACGCCCGAACAGGCAGCAUUUGCUGUCUGCCAAAAGAAUGCAAGACCACCGCUACCUUCUGAAUGUCCCAAGGCGUUCCAGAAACUCGUUAAUCGCUGCUGGGCAAGCAAUCCUCAAAAACGGCCACACUUUGAAACAAUCGUAACAAUUCUUGAAAGUUAUGCAGAGUCGCUCAAGCGCGAUCCAGACUUCUUUUCAUCGCAUGAACCCUCUAAGGAUGGAGUUCUGCCGCGAUGCUUACCUAAAUGUAUUGGCUGCUGAUGAUUGAUCUGCAUCUCUGAGGGGGCAGGAACCCUCUCAAAAUUGUGCUUAGCUUAUUAUUGUUAUAAUUUUUAUAAUUAUUAUUAUUUCUGCAUUUUUUUGUUAGGCAACCUAAAAUAUCAUCCGCAAUGGCAAGUGUCUCAUAUUUUCCCAUUCUGGUUUUAGGUUUCACCUUUGAUGUUUCAUUGUUGUUAAUGAGUGCACUUUCCGUUUGUUGAAUAUUUGGAAAUUAAGGCAAUUUCUAUAUAUGGUCUUGCUACUUUUUCUUUUUAA
Molecule: messenger RNA, 1923 nt
Organism: Ipomoea triloba (trilobed morning glory)
Lineage: Eukaryota; Viridiplantae; Streptophyta; Magnoliopsida; Solanales; Convolvulaceae
Product: serine/threonine/tyrosine-protein kinase HT1-like
Exons: 3
Coding region: 607-1650 (347 amino acids)
Biological process (GO): protein phosphorylation
Molecular function (GO): ATP binding; protein kinase activity
Source: RefSeq, a predicted model, not a curated record